AUCUCUUCAAAAAUAGUGAAUUGCUUUUAAGAAAAUAUAUUAAUUGCACAGAACCUUUUUAAAAGUUUGAGAAACUAACUAAGAUUAUUAUUGGAAAAGAAAAACAAGUUUUCCCCUUUUUUUCGCUGUUAAAAGCCCAAGUAUUUGUAGCAUUGAAACGGAAAUUUGAGAGUCAUUUAAAGCUCAAUGGCAUUUGCUCAAUAAAAAGAACCCCUUUCAGACACUUUCGUCAAUCAUCGGCACUUUCCUUCAUUUUCCCAGGUGAUUGCUAAACAAUUUGAUUCUGUUCGUUUGGCUUGAUGAUUGGGCAGAAGAAUUGUUCUCGUAAAUGUUCAAUUGAUUGCCAGCUGCCAUCGACAUAAUGGCAUUCGAGCCCAAAAAUUGUCUAAUGACUGCACUCCGAGACGCUUAUCAAAGAUUCAUGUGCGCAUUUGCCAAUCACCUGCAGAGCGGAUCGCAUUUCCCCCGCCCGCUUUUCCCAUUUCCUUUGCCAUUUUCCUGUUUUCUGUGGCGAUUGCACUUAACUGACAGACGCACGAGUUUUUUGCUGUACCAAUUAGCUUUGGCAAUAAAUUCAGCCGCCGGCUUGGAAUCGCCGACCAUGCAGGAAGUGGAGGUGGUCGAUGUGGUGGAGACCCAGGAGCAGUUCCUGCCGGCGAGCCCGGAUCCCAACUGGCUGGCCGCCAUGGCGAAUGAGUUUCAGAGUGUGCCUGUGUACGAGACCUUUCCGGCGGACUUGCAGAACUGGCUGAUGGAUGGCUAUGGGAUCAGUGCCACGGAUUUCUACCACAGCUGGAGCAGAGCAGGAUUUGGCAGCAGGAGCAGCUCCCGCACCCAGCUGAUCUGUACGGCAGAUGGCCAGUGCUACGAGGUCAACAAAAUCGUCACUGCAUGCUGUCCAUUCUGAGCAUCCAAUAAAGGCAUUGAAAACAA
Drosophila simulans is the source of this 933-nucleotide messenger RNA. RefSeq lists its product as uncharacterized. The coding region runs from base 362 to 907 and encodes 181 amino acids. NCBI's taxonomy places the organism in Eukaryota, Metazoa, Arthropoda, Insecta, Diptera, Drosophilidae. The record is from RefSeq and is a predicted model, not a curated record. The transcript has 3 exons.